Melanotaenia boesemani (Boeseman's rainbowfish) is the source of this 4571-nucleotide messenger RNA. Its product is annotated as immunoglobulin-like and fibronectin type III domain-containing protein 1. The transcript is spliced from 23 exons. Gene Ontology annotation, molecular function: protein binding. Lineage: Eukaryota; Metazoa; Chordata; Actinopteri; Atheriniformes; Melanotaeniidae. Bases 263 to 4252 code for a protein of 1329 amino acids. The record is from RefSeq and is a predicted model, not a curated record.
GUGAGGUCUCAUUAAUAACCAAAUUCUAAUCUGUUUAAUUUUGAGUCCAAGUGUUUGUGAAAGCUUUGAUGAGAAUCUGUCGAUAUGUUUAAGAGUUUCCAAUCAAACAGACAUACACAGACACCAUUCUAUCAUACAAACAUACAUACUGACAACACAGGCAAACACAGCUGUAAUUAAAUAACUGUAGUAGCAUUUCUAUUUUUCUGUUUCAGCCACACAACAAUUACAUAUCUGAAGUGACAACGCUCAAAACGCUGCCAUGAGUUCCAAAACUCCUCAAGAAGAACCAAAAGUGGUCAUCAAGAAGCGGUCUAGAGUUCCUGGGGUUAUGAUCAACCAGUUUGUUGAGCAGCUUCCUUUAGGACAGGCAACGCCUGACUUCACCCGGAAACCGAUGCCUGUGACUGUUCAAGAGGGUAAAAAAGCAUUUUUCAAAGCUAUGGUGAAUGGACAGCCAGAGCCAGCUGUCACGUGGAGUCGCAAUAAAGGUGAAAUGGAUGACCCAGAAAACUACAAGAUCCGAUAUGAUGAAAGAACUCAAGAGCACAUUCUUGAGAUACCCAGUGUGCAACUUGACCAAGCCGACACCUACAAGUGCUUUGCAACCAACGAGUACGGAAAAGCUAUCUGUACAGUCGUCCUGAAUGUUUUUGAAGUUGGCUUUAAGAAGAAACCCCAGGGAGAUAAUGGACAGGGAUCACAGGAUUUCAGAAAAAUGCUCAAGAAAACAACUGUUGUCAAAAGAAAAAAGCAACUGCCACCCAAGAAGGAGGGAGAAAUCGAUCCUAAACUCUGGGAACUGCUUCUCAGUGCACCAAGAAAGGACUAUGAAAGAAUUUGCUUGGAGUUUGGAGUGACUGAUUUCCGCUGGAUGUUGAAGAAACUAAAACAGAUGGAAAAGGAGAGGGUGGAAGAACAGGCAAAGGUUGUAGAGAAUCUGGAGAAUAUGAAACAAAUUGAAGUGAAACCAAGUGGAAGAGCUGAAUUUAGCUUUGACAUGACACUCCUGGAUCACAACAGUGCAAUUAAUGUAUACAAGGAUGGAGCAUCGGUUCCAUAUGAUGAUGAUGAAAACUCAAAACAUAGCCUUAAGAAAACAGGGACAAACUAUGUUUUUAGUAUCAACGACCCUCAGAAAGAAGAUGCUGGAUUAUAUCAGGUUGAUGUUGAAGAGACAAACAUUCUUACUACUGACUUUCAAGUGCCUGAUGUGGAGUUUGCAGCUAUGAUCAAGGAUAUUAAAGUCACUGAAAGUGAAGAUGCCGUCUUUCAGUGUGUCUUGUCGACACCCCUCAACAGAAUUGUUUGGUCAAAAGUGGACUCAUCUCUCGAACACGGAGACAAAUACGAGAUCACCGUCUCAGAGGACAAAGUAACUCACACGCUGAGAGUUAAAAACUGUCAAAUAGCAGAUAAUGGAGCAUAUUACGCCAUUGCUGGCAUUACCUCCAGCAGCGCUUCUCUGAAAGUGGAAGCUGAUCCACAUGGUCGAAAGGAAACUAAAACUGAUCAAGAUGACAAGUCUAAACUACAGCUGGAAAAUAAGCAGAAGCUUCAAAAGGAGAGACAAGAUGUGGGCACGGCAAAAGAUGCAGAAGCUGGAAAUGAUGUUGCACAUGAAGGAGCCAGUGCUGUACAAGGGGAUGGGACAAACGGAGGAGCUGGAAAAACUGGAGGAGAUGGGGGAGAUGGUUUUGGUGAUGGCAGUGGUGGUGUGGGCUCUGAGAAUUCAGGGAAAGAUGGAGACCAGGAUGAUGGAGAUGGCAAGAAUAAGAACAUAUUGGAUGAUGGAGGUGAUAAAAAUGCAACAGACGAUAAGAAAAAGAAACGAUCGCGAGCUGGUCCUUUGGUUCCGGACACUGUCGUAGAGAAGGGCGUUCGCUUUGUCAGUGGGCUCUCAGAUACGGUCGUCAAUGUUGGUGAACGAGUAGAGCUGUCCUGCAAACUGAGCAGUGAGACUUCAGAAGGAUGCUGGUAUAAAAAUGGGAAGCUGUUAACCAAUCAGGAGGGGGUAAAUAUCAUAAAAGAUGGAUCGUGUCACAGCAUGACUAUUGACUGCUGUAAUAAAGACGAUGCAGCUGUUUACCGCUUUGAAGCUGAAGGACGAAAAUCAGAGGCAUCACUUGACGUUCAUGACCCACCAAAACUUGACCUUGAUGCUUUGGGAAAUUUCAAAAAUGCAGUCAUUGUAAAGGCAGGUGAAAACGCCCAAUGGAAGCUGCCUUACUCUGGUGGAGCCCCAAUGAACAUACAGUGGUACAAAGAUGAUGACGAGCUUUUGCCUGGCAUCAAUGUGAAGAUUGAGACAUCAGAUACUGAAAGCCAGCUACGCCUCACGAAGUGUCAAAGGAAAGACAGUGGAGAGGUUAAAAUAAAACUAAAAAAUGAAUUUGGAACAAUAGAAGCUGUUUCAAAACUUGUUGUACUGGACAAACCAACACCUCCGCAAUGCCCUGUGGACAUCAUAGAAAGUGCUGUAACAUCUGUUGAAUUUAAAUGGAAACCACCAAAAGAUAAUGGUGGUUCACCAAUCACAAACUAUAUUAUAGAACGGCAGCAACUGGGGCGAAAUAAAUGGAUAAAUAUUGGUGAGAUCCCUGGCAAACCAACCUACAAAGAUUCAGAUGUGGACCCUGGAAGGAGAUACUGCUACCGCAUCAGAGCCAAAAAUGGAGAGGGUGUCAGUGAUUACCUGCAGACAGAGGACAUACCAGCUGGUGUAUUACGUUAUCCUGGACCACCAACAACACCCAAAGUAGUCAGUGCCUAUAAGGACUGCAUCAACCUGUCAUGGUGUCCUCCAUGUGACACUGGAGGGACCAAAAUAGUUGGAUACAAUUUGGAAAAGAACAAGAUAGGCACGAAUUACUGGAGCCUUGUAAACCAAAAUGGGCCAGUUGCAGACACAAAGUAUGCUGUGAAAGAUGUCUUUGAAGGUGCAGCAUAUCAGUUCAGAGUUUCUGCUAUCAAUCUGUCUGGUGCAGGAGAUCCCAGUAUUCCCUGUGACGCAGUUACUGCAAGAAAUCCAAUGAAACCACCAGGAAAAGUGACAGAUCUUAAAUUAACAUCAUCAAGUUACACUACAUUUUCGCUGGCUUGGAUCAAACCUAAGGAAGUAAAAGGUGUAGAAGAUGAAGCCCAAGGGUACUAUGUGGAGAUCAGACCAAUAGAGAGCCUUGAAUGGACCCGAUGUAAUGCCAUCCCAAUUACUCUGACUUCCUACACUGUUAUUGGCCUCAAGGCGAUGGCCACAUACUGGGUGAGAGUAAUUGCCACAAAUUAUGGAGGUGAUGGAGAACCGUGCAGCCUUGACAAUUAUGUAAUUGCCAUGCCGCCUCCAGUGAAGCCAAAGUUUAAAGGACGCAACAUGAAGACCCUUAUGGUGGUGAGAUCUGGAAACACUGUUCGUCUCAACAUCAACUUUGAGGCCUCCCCGUUACCUGACAUUACCUGGAUAAAGGAUGGCGUUCCUGUGGCCAAACAUGUAACCAUUACAAACUCUGAUAAAGGUUCUCAACUUUUAAUUCCCACAUCCGAGAGGUCAGAUAGCGGCAUCUACACCAUCACUGUAAAGAACAUUGUCGGCCAGGAAAGCUUCAAUGUUGAAAUCAGAGUUACAGAUGAUCCUAAGCCUCCAGGUCCUGUGGAACUGGAUCAGAACAUCCCAGGAACAGUGACCCUCACCUGGACUCCCUCUCCAGAUGAGAAGAGAGAUGAUAGGCUACACUACAUGGUAUCCAAGCGUGACUCCUUUAAACGCACUUGGAGGAUAGCAGCAGACAACCUUUUUAACAAUAAGUUCACGAUUGUCAAUAUUCUGCCUGGACGGGAAUAUAACUUCAGAGUGUUUGCUAAAAAUGAUAUGGGGCUUUCAGCACCGUCCGAGUCCCCGAUGUUCGCAAUCAAAAAGGAAAAAGGGAAGUUCAAAGUAAACAUGCCUCAGAUUAAAUCCUUGGACUUCGAGUCACCUCCAGCAUUUAUUGUCCCCCUGAAGAGGCGCACGGCUCCUCAAGGGUACGAAUGCUACAUGACCUGUGCAGUAAAAGGUGAUCCUGCUCCACGUGUGACAUGGUACCGCAACAAUAUCAGCCUCAACACCAACACCAACUACUACAUCACAAACACAUGCGGAGUCUGCUCCAUGCUCAUACUGCAGGUGGGACCCAAAGACAAUGGAGAAUACAAAGUCAUCAUAGAGAACAAACUGGGGGCAGCAGAGUCGUCUAUGACACUGAAUGUUAGAGACUGAAACAGAUCUGUAUGCGUGGGGACUGAAGCUGGAGCAACAAAUCUCUCACUGCAUUUUAAAUCAAUUACACAAGCUUGUAUCAACUUUGAAUUAUUUUGAUUUCCCCUACUGUGAUACACCAGUUUUUAAACUGUAAUCAUAAACACAUGUGCAUGCUUAAAAUCCCCCAAAACAAAGCAAAUGGGUUUGUGAUCAAACACGUGUCUUAAAAAAUAGUCUUUGUUUUUUAAAAUAUUAUGCUGUCUGUUUUUGUUUUGUUUUUUUUUUCUGAAAGCUUUGUGCUACUCUAGAGAACACAGUGAAGUCAUGUAGAAACUGA